Fomitopsis serialis is the source of this 663-nucleotide messenger RNA. RefSeq lists its product as uncharacterized. The transcript is spliced from 3 exons. The record is from RefSeq and is a predicted model, not a curated record. The annotation marks the transcript as partial. Lineage: Eukaryota; Fungi; Basidiomycota; Agaricomycetes; Polyporales; Fomitopsidaceae.
AGUACCGGGAAGGCUGUCAAAGAGACUUCCUGGAGAGAGUGGACGGCGGAGCUACUGGAGUCGCCCAGACUACACAAACAGUCAUCACACUGGCUCGUACCCCAUUUAUUGCCCUCGUCGUUCUCCGUCCAACUUCCGCACGCUCUGGUCAAACAGGUCUUGAUUGACUCUGCCUGCGUCUUGGCCGACCUUGGCUACACCUUCUUGAAGGAGAGCUUAUGGCUCGCCGUGCUCUCCCACAUCUCGCUCGCCAUCACCACGUUCUUCCUCGUCGAAAUCCCUCUCACGAUAUGGGCGCAAGGCUGGACGUUCUACAAGCCCGGCGGACAGGCACCGCAUUCGUCGUUACACUUCUUUGAUGCUGUCGUAUGUCACGACGUUGUCCUCGAGGUCGUUCUCCGAGGACGCGAGAGGGAGCUCGCCGGCCUGCUCAUCAUCUCCGACUGUGGCGUUUGGAUGAUUGUCGCAUUAGCUGAUACCCGAGAGGAGAACCACAAGUUACGAUUACACAUUGAAGAGUGGAGACCAAGGCCACUAGCAAUGUCGCAGGACGAGGCCUCAGAUCGAUUUACACAAUAUUAAAAAGGCGUCGUUUGAAUAUACAGAUAUCUAGGAUGUACAGAGUACUAGCUGGUGGCUACAAAGGAUGGGAUCUAUGAUACA